AUGGAGCGUGGGAUUACAGAGGGCAAAAUCGAGUCGCCCACUCCAUCCAGCCAACUCCCAGAGCAGCAAGUAUGUCAGGAUGCCUCGUUCCCCGGUACACAGGACUAUCGGGACGAGGCAGAAACCCGUCUAGAGAUUGUCAAUGGAACUUCGGAUCUGGUCAGUAAUACUGCUCAGAGACCAAGCAAUGGUCGAGUUUUCAACGGCAACACGUCUUUUUUCCAUCCUACCCCAGAGGGAAAUCCGAUGGAUAUGAUCUCCCCGGACCUCGUGUCUUUUCCGAAUACCAGCCCAGAUGGCGGAGCCGAGUUCAACCAUUCCAUGAUGGGAUUCGAGGGCUUUCUGCCAGGCGACUUCAACUUCAUGUCUUACGAUCCUGCCCCGAGGAUUGGCGGUGGUGUGGACUGGCUCAAUCUCGACCUUGACUCUCCCGGUACUGGCGAACUUCAAGCUCACUAUCAGAGUGGAGCUUUUGGGCAACCGAUGUAUUUUCAACCAUCGAUCCCGCUUGACCUGCAAGAGCCGCUGCAAAACAGAAGCCACCAAGCCAUAUCUGCACAACUAAUGCCAAUUCGACACCAAGAAUCCAAAAACCUUUCGACCAAGUCGUCCGAGUCGCGAGCCACCUCUCAGCAAUGGCCCUUUGACCACACACGGAACCCUGAAUCUCAGCGAUACAGACUGCCUCCUUUACGAGACAUUUUACAAGGCACUGUUGCCUCUAGUGAAACUAACAAUGGGACCACUAUCAGAAGUCUGAUUCAGCUGCUGUCGUCACCAUACUUACCAGAGCAAGAUCUCUCUCACGACCCGAGCAUGAAAUCUGCAAUGGAGCUGCUGAAAAAUUCCUUAGAUUUGUACUUUGCAGAGUUCCACAACAUUUUGCCUCUUGUACACGUUGCCACCUUUCAGAUGACCAAAGUCCCUACCGUCACACUGGCCGCCAUGGCUUGUAUUGGAGCCAUGUACUCGGACGACCAACAGGGGACAGAGCAGUCGUGGUCUUUGAGUGAAAUGUGCGGCCAAAUGAUUGCAUGGCUGGGCGUGGGAGAUAGCACUCGCUUUUACAAUGCGCCGUAUCUCAUUGCUUGCUGCCUUCACCAGAUCUAUUCUCUUGGCUCUGGGAAUAUGAGGCUUUACGCAAACGCAGAUUGCUCGAGGGGCAUAUUGAUGGGUUGCCUCCGCGGGAUGGGUCUGUUAAAGUCCCGUAUCAGCACCGAGGUUGAGUGGGAAGAUUUCAAAAGCCCCCUGCCCAACGAGAAUGCAGCAACCGAGUGGCUGAGAUGGAAAGACCAGGAGCAAGAAAAGCGCAUUGCUUGGUCUUCUUUCGAGUACGACUGCACUUUGUGCACCUUAACCGCGCGACGAGGUGCUGCUGACUUACAAGAACUACCGUCUUUUCUGCCCUGCACUGAGCCUUUGUGGGAUGCGAGAUCCCCUCAAGCCUGGGCAGCUCUUUACUCACGCCUUACCCCGACCGCCCGAGGAGCAUCGACCGCGAAAAUACUUCGAAAUCUUCUGGCUGGAAAAGGUAUCCCUGAGGAUCUACCGGCGUGGGGAAAGAGGCUGUGCGCACAGAGCAUUGGCCGGCUUCUUUGGGACAUCAAGCAAUUGGAUAUCAUGGCGACCACCGAGUACCUGAAACUCCCUUCUCUGGCUGCGGCUCAGAGACAGACUAAAAGCACUCUACUGCAAGGACUCAAUGCGCUUUGUGAAUCCAUGUAUUCUCUAACUUCUACCGCCGAUCUCAUCCACUACAAUCUUACCGCGCUUAUCUGUCAUUACUCUCACUUAUAUAGCGCGGACGAGGCUAUGGAUCUCAUUGUCCAUAUCUUCCGCUCUUCUGCCUCGCAGUCGAAACAACUCGAUCAGAGCCUUGUGUCGGCUAAGCGACGCCUACGCUCGAUACUUGUGAAGAAUCCCACAAAAGCUCGUAAUCUAGCGUGGCACGCAGCUCAGAUCAUUGCCGUGGCAAACGAAUACCUAGUCUCUGCGCCUUGUGAGAUUAUGCGGACGUUCAUGGGCUACAUCUUCAUCCUUGCCUUUGCCAAAUUCGGACCUCAGCCCUGCUCAGACCCUGGUUACGCCUCAUGCCCUGUUCGGCUCGAUUUGCCAAAUCGGAUUGAUGGCCAACGGACCGCAAUUGCGACCUGGAUCGAAAACGGAGGGCCCGCAAGCAUUGGUGCUGUUGAGAACAUCUACACGAGUGGCAGUCUCGAAGCGAUCAGCCACGAAGCUCAAGCCAUGCUACGGAAAAUGCGCUUCUGGAAGCUCUCCAACAAGUUCAGCCGAAUCCUUGAGAGCUUUGACUUUGAGAGUGAUUAG
Fonsecaea pedrosoi CBS 271.37 is the source of this 2325-nucleotide messenger RNA. RefSeq lists its product as uncharacterized. Gene Ontology annotation, molecular function: RNA polymerase II cis-regulatory region sequence-specific DNA binding; DNA-binding transcription factor activity, RNA polymerase II-specific; zinc ion binding. Bases 1 to 2325 code for a protein of 774 amino acids. Gene Ontology annotation, biological process: regulation of transcription by RNA polymerase II; DNA-templated transcription. The record is from RefSeq and is a predicted model, not a curated record. Gene Ontology annotation, cellular component: chromatin. NCBI's taxonomy places the organism in Eukaryota, Fungi, Ascomycota, Eurotiomycetes, Chaetothyriales, Herpotrichiellaceae. The transcript is spliced from 3 exons.